AUGGCUGCAGAACUGGCUGAAAGAUCACGAGAGGAAUUUUCCGAUGGCUUGGUGCGGCUACUGACACAGUACAAGUCGGAUCUACGGAGCGCAUUGGACCAGUACAUGCAACAAAGUAGCGGGCCAGCUGUGGAUUCUUGUCUAGAGGAGGCUCUGCUGCAGUCUGUACGCGGCUCCAUUCAGAAAUGGAGCGUGAUGGUGCUUCAACAGUACAAAACGCACAUGCGGAGUUGGCAGGAAGAGAAGGAGAAUCUUGAUCGUGAGUAUGAGCUUUCCAAGGUGCAGGACGCAGAAACAAACGCUUCUGCGAACGACCAGAAGCGUUCAUACGAAGAUAAAUUGGCGCAUGCUACAGAGCAGCUCUCUGAACUGCGUCGAACACUCCACAGCGAACUUAACAGCAAGAAGAGUGAGCUGGAGCGUCUCACGACCGAGAUUACGACCAUGAAUCUGAAGCAUGAAGUGCGUGUGCAGAACGCCGAGAGCGACCUCGCAUGGGCUCGCAGUCGGACAGAGGAGCUGGAGAAGUGUAUCGUUGCUGACCGCCAACGUAAAGCAGAGAUCUCCGCUGCCACAGCGCAAGUUCUGGAACGCCAGCGCAGUUUCCACAAGGAAGAGCGAUCGCUGCUGGUUCAGCAGAAGGAGUUGAUGGCUCAGAUUGUCCAGUUAGAGCGCGAGCUGGUGCACAAGAAGACGAAACACGUGCAGAAGGUCUUCGGUCUGCAGAACGAGCAGGCCAAGAAGGUGGAUACGAUGCGGACGGAACAGGCCCAAUUCGAGCGACAGCUGAAAUCUCAGGCGAAAAAGGACAUGAACUCGCUCAAACUGGCGUAUGAGAAGGAGAAGAAAGCCAUACUCGCGGAGAGUGUAGCCUUGGACCAGGAGAUGGCAGACAUCCAGGAAAAGCUGGCAGUGUUUGAAGCUGAAGAAGAGGCGGCGAGGACUUCCGCCGCGGCUAGUCGAGAUUUCUUCAAGUCCAUGCCGAUGAUUUCCCUUCCGCUGAUGCAAGCUCCUGCCCCCGCUGCAGGUGAGUAUCAGCCAGCGCGGCGCACGAAAGCCUCGACGCCAAAGGACUCGAUAGCUCCGCGCCUCGUGCAGCAGAUCCUCCUCGCCCUGCGCAUCCAGCACGAAGCCCCCGAGCACCAUCUUCGAUCGUUCUAA
Phytophthora nicotianae INRA-310 is the source of this 1161-nucleotide messenger RNA. RefSeq lists its product as hypothetical. The record is from RefSeq and is a predicted model, not a curated record. The coding region runs from base 1 to 1161 and encodes 386 amino acids. The transcript is spliced from 3 exons. NCBI's taxonomy places the organism in Eukaryota, Oomycota, Peronosporomycetes, Peronosporales, Peronosporaceae.